AUGGAGGAGGACAACGUUUCUGCUGUAGUAGAGGAGUCCACGGCAGAAGAGGCAGUUGAAAAAAAAGAUGAAAAAUGUGAAAUAAAGGGCGAAGAAUAUGCGUACCUCGAUGCCACCGGCUUCACUUCGGAGUUAUUCAAAAUCGAACUGCGAGGGCUUCCCAAAUACUAUGGCAUUGGCGAAUUGAAAAAGUUGCUAAACGUGAAGAUGAAACUGUCUACGAAUAAAAUCAAAAUAAUGAAACCCGGCAGUCCAUUCAUUUUCAUUUGCUUUCGUAAUCAAGCGGAUCGUGAAGCGGCAAUAAAAGCACUGGAUGGCUACAAAUGGAAGGGCAAAGAGUUAUCAGCUUUCGAAGCAAAACCCGCUCCAGAUCCCUUAGUCCGCAGGCGUAAGGAAGCAUCUGCAGCCGAGGGAGAGCCAAUGAACAUUAAGCGCCGCACGGUGGAAGCUUCAGCAACGUCGCUUGCAUACCUAUCGUACGAGCAGCAGCUGAAGCAGAAACAAUCGGAAAUGGAAAACGUACUGCAAAAAUUUGGCAAAGAGCUCUGGUCUACCAUUCCCACGCUACGGGUUUUUGUAGAAAAGCAACGCCAAGAGCACGGUGGCCUUCCUUGCGCAUUUGAACCGAUUCGGCCAUCUCCUAUGCAGGACGAGUAUCGAAAUAAGUGCGAGUUUUCUAUCGGCAAGGAUGCACAAGGUGUAAAACGCGUGGGAUUCCGUGUGGGUAGCUACUCUAACGGAUUCCUAGAGGUUGAAUCGAUAGCACAACUCAAGCACAUCCCGAACUGUAUGAAACAAGCCGUGGCAUUGUUUGAAGAGUUUGUGCAGAAUUCACCAUUUGAUGUUUACAGCGCCGAGACGUAUCAGGGCUACUUUCGGCAAAUGACUGUACGAAUGUCCCAUGCCACUGGUCAGGUGAUGGUAAUCGUCGGUGUACAUCUCCAAUCACUGUCCGAAGACGAGCAAAAGGGGCUGAAAACGGCUAUUGUCGAAUGCUUGACAUCGGAAAUGGGCAAAAAGGCUGGCAUCUGUUCGAUCCAUUUCGAAGUGAUUCAAAAACGCCAACAAGGUCAAUACACCAAUCCAAUCGAGCACUUGUAUGGAGAAACACAUAUUGAGGAGAAAAUUUUGGGACUCACAUUCCGCAUCAGUCCGGGAGCAUUUUUUCAAAUCAACACCCCUGCAGCAGAGCUGCUUUAUCAGUGCGCUAUCGAUGUUGCUGCACCAGACCAAAACACAAGUCUGUUGGAUAUUUGUUGCGGAACUGGUACAAUCGGGUUAUGUUUCGCUCGGCACUGUAAACAGGUCCUUGGUGUCGACAUCGUUGAACAAGCUAUCAAAGACGCGGAAUACAAUGCCCAAAAGAACGGUGUGGAGAAUUGUAAAUUUUUCGCUGGAAACGCGGAUGACUUAAUUACGUCAUUGAUCCGGCAAGCAAACAUUAUUCCGGAGCAGCAGGAAUCUUUGAUAGCUAUCGUUGACCCACCGAGAGCUGGACUGCAUAUCCGCUCGAUUACGCAGCUGAGAAACGCCCGGGGACUAGAUAAGCUGGUGUACGUAUCGUGCUCUCCGCAAAGCGCCAUCAAAAAUUGGGUCGACUUAAUGCGCCCCUGCUCAAAACAACUGCGCGGAGACCCAUUUAUUGCGAAGAAAGCCAUCGCAGUGGAUUUGUUUCCUCACACUCCACACACGGAAUUGAUUAUAUUGUUUGAACGUGAGACAGAAACAAACACCGAAUCUAUCACUAAAGAAGCAACAGGGAAUGAUGAGAAAGAAACCGAUGAAGGUUCUCAAAUAUCCGGAGAUAUUUAA
Messenger RNA from Anopheles marshallii, 1812 nucleotides. Its product is annotated as tRNA (uracil-5-)-methyltransferase homolog A. Gene Ontology annotation, molecular function: nucleic acid binding; RNA methyltransferase activity. The record is from RefSeq and is a predicted model, not a curated record. The coding region runs from base 1 to 1812 and encodes 603 amino acids. The transcript is spliced from 3 exons. Gene Ontology annotation, biological process: RNA processing. NCBI's taxonomy places the organism in Eukaryota, Metazoa, Arthropoda, Insecta, Diptera, Culicidae.